AUGCAGCAUCCCAGUAUUUUUGGAAUGUACAGUCUGUGCAGCUUCCAAAUCUUUGUAUUGGAUGUGCUUCAAUUUCUCGGCUUAGUAUCUAAAAUCUGCCUUAUACAGAUGAUAUUUACAUGUAUUUCUCUGCAUUGGGAAAUGAGCAUUCUACCUUGUGUCACUGGACUCAGAACCUACUGCAACUGUGUAAUUGCUGAUCCACACUUGACUGCCUCAAGGGGUCCUGGCAGGAUGGCAUGUUCCAGACUCCCUAUCCUUCUAGCACUGGCAUUUUCCUCUUUGUCCUUUGUUCAUUCCCAUUCAAACAGGGAGAUGUGGUUUCAGGAUUUCUUUCCACCUAAUGUGUGCCCUAUAAAUGCCAAAGCCAACACUUUUUAUGGCAUAAUGUUUGAUGCAGGAAGCACUGGAACCCGGAUUCACAUCUACACCUUUGUGCAGAAGAGCCUAGAAAACCUUCCAGAGUUGGAAGGGGAAAUCUUUGAGUCUGUGAAGCCAGGUCUUUCUGCAUAUGCUGAUCAGCCUGAAAAGGGUGCUGAAACUGUCAGAAAAUUGCUGGACAUGGCCAUAGAUGCUGUGCCACCUCAUCUCUGGAAGAAGACCCCAGUAGUGUUAAAAGCCACAGCCGGACUGCGCUUGCUGUCGGAGGAGAAAGCUCAGGCUCUGCUUUUAAAGGUGAGAGAAGUCUUUGAGGAAUCACCAUUUCUUGUUCCAGAGGACAGUGUUAGCAUCAUGGAUGGGUCUUAUGAAGGAAUUUUAGCCUGGAUCACUGUGAACUUUUUGACAGGACAGCUGUCUGGCCGGAACCAGCAUACUGUUGGGACUCUGGACUUGGGAGGAGCCUCAACCCAAAUCACAUUCCUGCCACGGUUUGAGGAAACUUUGAAGGAAACCCCUGGGGAUUUUCUUACCUCAUUUGAAAUGUUUAAUAGCACCUACAAGCUCUAUACCCACAGCUAUUUGGGAUUUGGACUAAAAGCUGCCAGACUAGCAACACUUGGAGCUUUGAAUGUGGAAGCUGUGGAUGGACAAAUGUUCCGCAGUUCUUGUUUGCCAAAGCAGCUGGAGGCAGAGUGGCACUUCGGGGGAGUGAAAUACCGGUAUGGUGGCAACAAAGAAGGAGAAACAGGAUUCAAGCCUUGCUACUUGGAAGUACUCAAGGUUGUCAAAGGAAAACUUCACCAACCAGAUGAGAUUCGUGGAAGUUCCUUCUAUGCUUUCUCCUAUUAUUACGAUCGCGCAGUUGACACCGACCUAAUUGAUUAUGAACAGGGAGGUGUUCUGGAAGUGAAAGAUUUUGAAAGAAAAGCCAAAGAAGUCUGUGAUAACAUGGAGAGGUACAACUCAGCCAGUCCUUUCCUCUGCAUGGAUCUCACUUACAUCACUGCUUUACUAAAGGAAGGAUUUGGAUUUAGGGACAACACGCUCCUACAGUUAACAAAGAAAGUGAACAACAUAGAGACAAGCUGGACUUUGGGUGCUACCUUUCACCUACUGCAGUCUCUGGGGAUAACCUAUUGAGCUGUGAUGUUCCUGUGGACUUCAGCAUUUCUGACAAGCUCAGAAAGCAAACUGAAAUCUCCAGGUACGUUGUUCAGCUGGAGUUCGCCACACAGCAGAACAUGGACCAAAGCUGUAGAACAGAUCUUCACCCAGGAUUGGCAUCGUGCAUAAUGAGAGUUGCCACAGUAUGAUUUAUAAUUGUGAUUGCCAUAAAUGAUCCAGAAGCUGCCUUCCGAAGGUCAAAAGGCCUAAACUCCAGCAGAGUAUCUGCAAGGGGCUCAAAGCCAGCUUUCACCAGCACAUUUGUAAUAGCAUCCCACUGCUAGAAGCACAGAGUACCUGGCAUAUGGUGGUAGACUACAGACAUCUGAUUUCCCUUCCCCCUUUUAUUUUAAACAUACA
Messenger RNA from Balearica regulorum gibbericeps (East African grey crowned-crane), 1905 nucleotides. NCBI's taxonomy places the organism in Eukaryota, Metazoa, Chordata, Aves, Gruiformes, Gruidae. The record is from RefSeq and is a predicted model, not a curated record.